CUUUUUGUUUCCAACAACUGCCCACUAUAACUCGUUGAAAACUCUGAACAUGUUCCUAUAAUCUCUUCCUAAUUCCAUCUUGACCAUUUUGCCUGUGCUUUCUCUCUCUCUCUCUCUCUCUCUUUCUUCUUCUUUUUUCUCUUGCCCAUUCCACGUUCUGCAUUUGCAACACUCAGCGUCACUGUUCCCCAACCUCCCCCACAACUGUACAUAACUCCAUUUAUUUCUUCCUUCUUUAUAUUAGCACAUUGCACCCUCCACUCCUAUACACAACCACACACAGCUCUCUCAUAUAUAUAUAUACACAUACACCACAUUAUAAAAACGCACUUCAAAAAAAACCGCCCUUUAACAACUGCAAUUAGCAACCUACAUUUUAACAUAAAUACCUUUCUAUAUAAAGCCCUUCUACCCCGCACUUUAUAAUUUGCCACAAACAACGACCAAAGAACAAAAAAAAAAAAUCAAGAACAAACAAACAUGGCCCAAACUUUGCAGAACAAGCAGCAGCAACAGCAACUCCCAUCAUCAAAAACAUCAACAACAACAACAAUUGAAAGACCACGACAGCUAAAAAAACCAUUGACUUUACCAACGCUGGACGAUAUGGAAGAAGAACAGCAAAAGAGACAGCAGCGCUGGUCUAGAAAGGGAAUAGCGUCCCCACCAUUGCUGACGCCCGAGAGCAACCGUGACGAUGAUCCAUUCGCAGGAAUGACUACGGGCGUCAACUAUCAGCAAGAAAUCGAACGACUCAAGUCGCUGGUGCCCAAAGUCGAUGGAAAGAAAGGGGGACGUCGGCCAAGAUCGGUGGGUGCCAUCGAGCGCAAACUGAAGCCUAUCGUGUCACCAACAGGAGGGGCUAUCACCACAGCCUUGGCAGCAGUAGCCGCUGCAGCUGCUGCUUCGAACAAUAGUAAUACAAACAACAGUAGCAGCAACAGUGGCAGUAGUAACAGACGUGCAUCGCCACCAGCACAUCAUCAGCGACCAUCGACGACUGAAACAACGCCUUCUUCGUCGCCAUACUACGAUGCAAACUCGCGCGUCACAAGCCCCUCGCUGUCGACCCCGCGGUCUCUUUCGCCUGUGCAAUCCGACUAUACUUCAAUGACGAUUCCUCCGGUGCCCGAGGAAGAUGAGGAGCAGCAGCAACAGCAGCAUCAGCAGCCGCCGCAACAACAGUCGUCGGUGAUCACCGAAGAGGAAAAGACGCGGUUUUUGCAGUUCAUGCGUAGCUGGACAGGUGGCUGGAAGGGGUGGGAACGCAAUGACGAGGAGGACGAGGAGGACCAAGUGGACGGACAUUAUAGCGGAAUGGAGUCUGUGCGGAGUGGCGGGUCGCUUUGGGCGGAACAGCUGCCUUGGACAAAGCAGAACAACCAUUCAAGUCGUCUUCGCCGUUGUUCUUGGCAAGAAGGCCCUCGUUCUCGCACCCAUCAUCAUCAUCAUCAUCAACUUCAUCAUCAGUACCACCACACGGAUCAUCGUCCAUUGGCCGUGACUCUUCCCGACCGCAAGUUCGACAUAUCGAUGCGGUCUGAACCGUGCACGCCGUUGCUUGCGCCGAGGUAAAGAGGCGACCACCAUCCCAUCUAUCCAUCUACCCCAUAACGAAUCAAGAAUCCCAUCUUGUUCAACAUCCACAUAUCUCGCACCUGCUCACAUUUGUCACCAUUAAAUAACACACACACUACAUCUUCGCUACUACAUUUAUUCUAUAUACACAACAAUGCACACUACAAAAAAGGAAUCCCCCUUUUAUAUCAUCUUCUUCCUCUUUCCACAUAUAACAACAACAACAACAACACUUGCAUCCCUCCAGCUAUAAACAACCCUUUCUCCUCCCUUGUCCCUGCUCAGCAUUUCCCUAUUGUCUACUCUUAUUAUUAUUAUUAUUAUUCCUAGUUCAUUUCCAUAAAACGUCUUUCUUCUUAUACAAACAACAGAGCAUGUUAAUGACAGAAUUGCAUCGUUGCACAGAAAGAGAGAAAG
Molecule: messenger RNA, 1995 nt
Organism: Zychaea mexicana
Lineage: Eukaryota; Fungi; Mucoromycota; Mucoromycetes; Mucorales; Lichtheimiaceae
Exons: 1
Coding region: 481-1575 (364 amino acids)
Source: RefSeq, a predicted model, not a curated record